GAGAACUAUACUCUAUUAUGUCAUAGCAACGGAACGCUAUAAGAUAUCACGCGCAACUUCAACAACAAAUCAGAGUGUUUGUCUCCACAGAACCAUAAAGUCGAGUGGAACAGAAGAUUAUAUUUGCUCAAAAUGCGUGAAUGUAUAUCAGUACAUGUUGGUCAGGCCGGGUGCCAGAUGGGCAACGCCUGUUGGGAGCUGUAUUGUCUGGAGCACGGGAUUCAGCCCGACGGUCAGAUGCCAAGUGAUAAAACUAUUGGUGGUGGAGAUGAUUCUUUCAACACGUUCUUCAGUGAAACCGGAGCUGGCAAACAUGUUCCUAGAGCCGUCUUUGUGGAUCUCGAACCUACAGUCGUUGAUGAAGUUCGAACCGGAACCUACCGCCAGUUAUUUCAUCCCGAGCAACUCAUAACCGGCAAAGAAGAUGCGGCCAACAACUAUGCUCGUGGUCACUACACCAUUGGUAAGGAAAUCAUCGACCUUGUCUUGGAUAGAAUACGUAAACUAGCUGACCAAUGUACAGGCCUGCAAGGGUUUCUGAUCUUCCACUCAUUUGGUGGUGGUACUGGAUCUGGCUUCACAUCCUUGCUAAUGGAGAGACUAUCUGUUGAUUAUGGAAAGAAAUCUAAGCUUGAGUUUGCAGUUUAUCCUGCCCCUCAAAUUUCGACAGCUGUCGUGGAGCCUUACAACUCCAUCUUGACGACUCAUACCACUCUGGAGCACUCCGACUGCGCUUUUAUGGUUGAUAACGAGGCCAUCUAUGACAUUUGUCGCCGUAACCUUGACAUUGAGAGGCCAACAUACACCAACUUGAAUCGACUGAUUGGUCAGAUCGUUUCGUCAAUCACCGCAUCUCUCAGAUUUGAUGGCGCCCUUAACGUUGACUUGACAGAGUUUCAAACCAACCUUGUACCAUAUCCACGUAUCCACUUUCCAUUAGCUACCUACGCACCAGUCAUCUCCGCUGAGAAAGCUUAUCAUGAACAACUCACCGUUGCUGAGGUAACAAAUUCUUGUUUUGAACCAGCUAAUCAGAUGGUUAAAUGCGAUCCACGUCACGGCAAGUAUAUGGCUUGUUGUAUGUUGUACAGAGGAGAUGUUGUCCCAAAAGAUGUGAAUGCUGCAAUCGCUACAAUCAAAACUAAGAGAACCAUCCAAUUUGUUGAUUGGUGCCCAACUGGCUUCAAGGUUGGUAUCAACUACCAACCGCCAACAGUGGUACCUGGCGGAGAUCUUGCAAAGGUUCAACGCGCAGUAUGCAUGCUGAGUAAUACGACCGCUAUCGCUGAAGCCUGGGCCCGGCUUGAUCACAAGUUUGAUUUGAUGUACGCUAAGAGAGCGUUUGUUCACUGGUAUGUUGGAGAAGGAAUGGAGGAAGGAGAGUUCUCUGAGGCCCGUGAGGACUUGGCCGCCCUCGAGAAAGAUUACGAGGAGGUUGGAGUAGAUUCAGCUGAUCCAGAAAAUGAAGAAGGGGAAGAUGAAGAGGAAGAAUAUUAAAACAUGUAAUACUCUGGACAUAAUAUCAUAUACAUGUAUCUUAAUUGACUGUUUUCUGUUUCUCUGUAUUGACACAGUUUUAUGUUUAAC
This is a messenger RNA of Ruditapes philippinarum (Manila clam), 1587 nucleotides long. Its product is annotated as tubulin alpha-3 chain-like. The transcript has 3 exons. Gene Ontology annotation, cellular component: microtubule; cytoplasm. Gene Ontology annotation, molecular function: GTP binding; structural constituent of cytoskeleton. The record is from RefSeq and is a predicted model, not a curated record. Gene Ontology annotation, biological process: mitotic cell cycle; microtubule cytoskeleton organization. NCBI's taxonomy places the organism in Eukaryota, Metazoa, Mollusca, Bivalvia, Venerida, Veneridae. The coding region runs from base 133 to 1497 and encodes 454 amino acids.